Messenger RNA from Hypanus sabinus (Atlantic stingray), 7305 nucleotides. RefSeq names its product phosphatidylinositol-4-phosphate 3-kinase, catalytic subunit type 2 alpha (gene pik3c2a). Gene Ontology annotation, molecular function: 1-phosphatidylinositol-3-kinase activity; phosphatidylinositol binding; 1-phosphatidylinositol-4-phosphate 3-kinase activity. Gene Ontology annotation, cellular component: plasma membrane; phosphatidylinositol 3-kinase complex; cytoplasm. Gene Ontology annotation, biological process: phosphatidylinositol-3-phosphate biosynthetic process; phosphatidylinositol-mediated signaling; cell migration. Bases 259 to 5400 code for a protein of 1713 amino acids. The transcript is spliced from 33 exons. The record is from RefSeq and is a predicted model, not a curated record. NCBI's taxonomy places the organism in Eukaryota, Metazoa, Chordata, Chondrichthyes, Myliobatiformes, Dasyatidae.
GCAAAGGAUAGAUCUUGCCUCAUUGCUGCACAGUGUCCCAUUGUGUUGGACUUUGCCACGCUGCCUGUACUUUGCAGAAAAGUUCCUUUGAACACCUAUGAUCACAUCCAUCAGGCAGUAGUCAGCACAGUACACACUACAGACCCUGUGGGAGAAGAACACAUUCGAUCCUCGAUCCUGACUUUGACCUCUGAUUAUCUGAGGAUUUUCUAGCUGAACUGUGGGUGCUUCGAAUGGAAAUCUAUAGUAGUUGACACCAUGGCCCAGAUAUCCAGCAGAAAUGGGUUCAAGCAGUCUACCUCUUCGUCAGUGGGCCAUUCUGGGAAGCGAGCUGUUGGCAAAGAAGAAGCCCUACAAAUGGAGGCCGAGGCCUUGGCGAAGUUGCAGAAGGAUAGACUUCAGAGCCUAAAGGAAGAACAUGCAGUGAAAUCUGCCAGCAGUGCUUGCUCUAAGUCACCAAAUGCCAAGCAGGAGUAUGAUCUUAUUCACUUUCCAGAGGCAGAAAACUCAAACAAACAAGCUGCUAGCCUGUCUGAUCAGGACAUCAAGAAACUAACUUCGGCUGAACUAGAAACAUUGCUGUUGGACAAAAAUUUUGGCCCUAAAAAUAUAACCCGCCCGCACACUUUACCAAAUACUCCCCUUUUGAGUCCGUCAUUCUCUAGCCAAUUUUACAACCGGGCACCUUUCUCUGGGAGUCAAUGGGCAGGUGGGUUACAGAGGCCUGUAAUCCAAACGACUGGUUACCAUGCAGCAUCUGUGACAUUCCCUAAGCCACCUGAUCUAUUUCAGAAUGGCUUUUGCCCUGGACAGUCUUCAUACCGUCCUUCAGAACCUUUGUAUCUUAGCCUUCAUACAAAGGCAUACAUGCCCUUCCCACUCCAGCCUGCUACACCUGUACACCCUGCAGGUGGUGUUCCUGUUUAUUCACCUGUCACACCUGAGCUUGCAAAAUUGUAUGAUAAAAUAGCCAGCACAUCAGAAUACCUGAAAAACAGCAAAUCGAACAGUGAUUUGGAAUCUACCAGCACGAUGAUGCCUAAGCUACCAGAUGGGGAAAACUCGAAUAAUGUCAGCAAAUUUGAUUGGCUGGAUCUUGAUCCACUCAGCAAAGCAAAGAUUGACAACAUUGUGCUCUUAGAAAAUGCAGAAGAGGCUGAGGAAAAGGUAGAUAUGGGGGCUGCAGCUGGGGAUCCUUGGGAGCAAGUGUUGCAAAAGCAGACUCCGUCAGAAAGCUUCCAGCCCAUUGUCAACAUCGAAGAAGCAUCGGUUAGGCAGCCAACUGGAAAAUCAACAUCUGGACCUUCAGUUACGCGUAGUUUGUCCCUUAAUCUGCGGUCCACAAGUUCAAAAUUUUCCCGCAGAGUACAAGAACUAAACAGCAACACAUUACAGGAUGAAAAAGGGACCAGUAAUAAUCUUUCAGGAGUAAGAUUUCUUGAACAAAUCAGUUCACGAAAUGGAGAAGUGGCAGCUUUUUGGCAGGAGAUUAUUAGAUUACGGUCCACAUUUCCAUUUACUGACCACUCCACCAAUCCAGGUUAUGUCUUGAGUCCGGUAAUGCUUCACCGCGACAUGAAUGGAGAAAAUGCAAGUGUGAAAGUCUCCAUAGAAAUUGAAGAAUUUCAACAGCCAGUUACAUUCACCUGUGAUGUAAGCUCUCAUGUCGAGCUUAUUAUAAUGCAGGCUCUGUGCUGGGCGCAUGAUGACCUAAAUAAAGUUGACAUUGGUAGUUACAUAUUGAAAGUCUGUGGACAGGAGGAAGUCCUACAAAAUAAACACUGCUUAGGAAGCCACGAGUACAUUCAGAACUGCCGAAAAUGUGACACUGAGAUCAAGCUGCAGCUAUUAAGCCACAAUACAGUAUGCAGAGCUCUGGCCCGAACGGCAGAAGAUGAUGAGAUGCCUACAGAUUUUACAAAGUAUCUCUAUCAGUUGGAAAAGCCCUUCAAAGAAAUUACGACGAGGCAACGUCUUGCUGAACUCCUGGAAGUCUAUCAUAAGAGGGAAAAGGCAAUACUUCAAAAUGCAGGAAAGCAGUACAGAAUGGUGGAACAGAUUAUCCAGUCUGCAAAGGACAUUUGUAGUGCGUUGGAUGGUACAGAGACCAAGGCAAUCACUGAUGCUGUGAAGAAAUUAAAACGGGUUGUUAAUCUACCGAAAAGUAAAACAGCUGAGGUUAUAUCAAAAGAGACUGGUGAUUCAACAAAUGUUGCAAAAAAUGGAUCUUCACCUGCAGUAAGUCCUCUGAAGGCAAGCAUCCAUGACCUAACACAGGCUGUCUAUGACCUACUACAGCUCUACUUGAGUUCUUUUAGCAUCAGUCUGGGUGCCACUGAGAAUCUGCCACUGAGUACUAAGUGCACGAAGGAAGCACGGACCACAUCAGAACACUUGCAGUUCACACUGUUUGCAGCGCACAGGAUUCCAAGGACUUGGGUCAGCAGUUUUGAGAAAUACUUUUUGAUGUGUUCGUUGACCUACAAUGGGAAGGAUCUAUUUAAACCGGUGCAAUCCAAGAAGGUUGGGACAUAUCGCAAUUUCUUCUAUCAUAUCAAAUGGGAUGAGCUAAUCAGUUUUCCUGUUCAGAUUUCACAGUUGGCCCUUGAAACAAUGCUAUGUCUCAGUUUGUAUGGAGUUCCAAAUCCCUCAGCAGCUGGAUCGCCAGAUUCUAACAAACAAAGAAAGGGACCUGAGUACCUCGGUCGAGUCUCCGUGCCUCUCUUUGACUUUAAUCGUGUGUUAACAAGUGGAAGAAAGCUACUUGGUCUCUGGACAUCAGAGUCUGUGAAUCCAGGUGGUACGACUAUCAAUAAGAAGGGAAGCUCAAUGGAGAGAGUUGUGUUGCAGGUGGAUUUUCCAUCAUUUGCAUUUGACAUUCUCUACUAUCCUCCAGAGUCCAGUCGAAUGACUGAGUUCGGGUUUGAAACACUUGAUCAAGGUUUCCAGAAACAGCUUCUUGACGUGUUUGCUAAGGACUUGACAUUUGAACUGUCCAAGGCAGAUAAAGAGCUUUUGUGGGAUAAGAGGCAGUAUUGCUUUUCCCACAUUAAUAGCCUUCCCAAGAUACUUGCUAGUGCACCAAGUUGGGACUGGGAUGCUCUACCAGAAAUCUACUCUCUUCUUCAACAAUGGACACCACUCCCUCCUGUCUCUGCUCUGGAGUUACUGGAUUCCAAGUUUGCAGAUAAGGAAGUGAGAAGUACAGCAGUGAAUUGGAUUGAACAAAUGACUGAUGAUGAACUGGUUGAUUAUCUGCCUCAGUUUGUAGAGGCUGUGAAGCAUGAGUGUUACCUGGAUAAUGCAUUGGUGAAAUUCCUUUUAUCUCGAGCCCUGGGAAAUGUUUGUGUAGCACACCACUUAUACUGGCUGCUGAAUAAUGCACUUCAUGAUCCUUAUUUUGGGGUGCGUUAUGAACUUCUAUUGAGUGCCCUACUCUGUAUAUGUGGGAAGGGCUUAAGAGAAGAAUUCGAAAUGCAAACAAGGCUUGUACGGAAACUGGGAGUGGUAGCAGAGAAGGUUCGCCAAGCCAGUGGAUCAGCAAGACAGGCUGUCCUUCAGGAAGGCAUGGACCGUGUACAGACAUUCUUCAAAAACAAGUGUCGAUUGCCUCUCAAUCCAAGCCUAGUAGCAAAAGAAUUAAAUGUUAAGGCUUGUUCCUUCUUCAACUCCAAUGCUGUUCCAUUGAAGUUAACACUGGUGAAUGCUGACCCGCUGGGGGAUGAAAUCAAUGUUAUGUUUAAGAUUGGUGAAGAUUUGCGACAAGACAUGCUGGCACUGCAGAUGAUCAAAAUAAUGGACAAAAUUUGGCUUCAGGAGGGAUUGGACUUGCGCAUGGUCAUCUUUAAAUGUAUUUCCACAGGGAAGGAUAGAGGGAUGGUUGAACUUGUACCAGCUUCAGAAACUCUCAGAAAGAUCCAAGUUGAGUAUGGAGUAACGGGCUCCUUUAAGGAUAAGCCUCUAGCUGAGUGGCUCAGGAAAUACAACUCCACAGAGGAAGAAUAUGAGAAGGCAUCGGAAAACUUCAUCUAUUCAUGUGCAGGAUGCUGUGUUGCUACCUAUGUGCUGGGGAUAUGUGAUCGCCACAAUGACAACAUCAUGCUCAGGUCAACUGGCCACAUGUUCCAUAUUGAUUUUGGCAAAUUUCUUGGACAUGCACAAAUGUUUGGAAGUUUUAAAAGAGAUCGAGCUCCUUUUGUGCUGACCUCGGACAUGGCUUAUGUAAUUAAUGGUGGGGAGAAGCCAACCAGCCGAUUCCAGUUGUUUGUGGAUUUGUGCUGUCAGUCGUAUAACCUCAUCCGCAAGCACGCCAACCACUUCCUGAAUCUCCUGUCACUGAUGUUGUCUGCAGGAUUACCUGAGGUCACCAACAUACAGGACUUGAAAUACGUCCAAGAUGCUCUGCAGCCCCAGACCACGGAUGCUGAAGCCACCAUCUUUUUCACCAGGUUGAUAGAAUCCAGCCUAGGCAGUAUGGCCACCAAGUUUAACUUCCUCAUUCACAACCUGGCACAGCUGCGGUUCUCAGGGUUACCAUCCAAUGAGCAAGCCAUCCUUUCGUUCUCGCCGAAAACCUAUUCCCUCAAACAAGAUGGGCGAAUCAAAGAAGUGACCAUUUACACCUACCAGAAGAGGUACAACCCUGACAAGUACUAUAUAUAUGUGGUGAGGAUAUUGCGGGAAGGACAGAUUGCACCAAUGUUCGUCUUCAGAACAUUCGAUGAAUUCCAAGAGCUUCACAACAAACUAGGCAUCCUCUUUCCCCUGUGGAAGCUUCCAGGCUUUCCCAACAAAGUGGUCCUUGGCCGAACUCACAUUAAGGAUGUGGCCUCCAAGCGGAAGGUGGAGCUGAACAAUUAUGUACAAUGUCUGAUGAAUAGCUCGACUGAAGUAAAUGAGUGUGAUCUCGUUUACACCUUUUUCCAUCCACUAGGCCGAGAUGAAAAAGCUGAAGGAGUAGAUGGAGUAGUCAAGCCUGCAGAGAUAGUUUCACCAUCUGCCAAUUCAGGUCAAGUAGGUGGAGAGGUUAAACUGUCCAUUUCAUACAGGAACAGUACACUAUUCAUCAUGGUAAUGCACAUACGAGACCUGGUAACUGAGGAUGGAGCAGAUCCAAAUCCUUAUGUAAAAACAUAUUUACUUCCUGAUCCACAUAAAAUAACCAAGCACAAGACAAAGGUAUCAAGGAAGACACGAAACCCAACCUACAAUGAAAUGUUGGUGUACAGUGGAUACAGUAAAGAAUCACUCAAACAGAGGGAGUUGCAGCUGAGUGUGUUGAGUGCUGAGUCAUUACGAGAAAACGUUUACCUUGGUGGCAUUACAUUAACUCUGAAGGAAUUUGACUUAAGCAAGGAAACCAUUAACUGGUACAAAUUGACUGCUGCAUCCAGUGGGUAACUCCCUACCACAUCUUGCACAAAGUAUGUGAAAAGUGGAACAAUUUGCAAAGAGAAACUCAACCAGACUCCUGCAAUUUACUUGAAAGAAGACUUUAACUGUGGACAAACAGCAAUUCCAGCUGAUGCACAUUGCCAAUGGACCAAUCAGUUUGAUGAAUUCACAAAGAGUUGCAUGCACUUAAUGUCACCUUCAUUCUAUAUCUUCUCUUAAUUUCUCUGAUUAAAGAAUGGUGGGAAAUCAAGUGUGCCAAAAGAAACUGUUGAAGAACUUCACUAUUUGCAGCGCAAAACCAUGCCUUUCUUUAUUAUGCCUCCAAACUGUCAAUUAAAUUCAAGGUGCUAAAUUCACUGGCUAACUCAGACAUAUUAUAUUUCCCAGGGAGCGGCACAAGAAAGAUCAGGCACAAGGCGAUUAAUUGCCCCAACUUCAAUGGGCUGCUUUUAAAGGAACUAAAUAAAAAGAUACAAGUUUUACUGCCUCAAGGAUUGUCUGUAAAAAUACAGAUGGAAUAUAUGCUCUAUGCAGGAGAUCUUUAAUCUGUGGUAUGUGACCUCUUUUCUAUGAUUAAUGCCAUUGGAGAAGAUCCAGGACUAAUCACCCCACAGGCAGACAUAAUAAAUAAAGAAAAUGAGUGCAUCGAAAGGCUUGCUCAAGCAUUAAGUCUCUCAGAUGUGGUCAUUAAAUAACAAUUGUGUAAAAGGUGAAGCUGCAGUGAAGCUGAACAGUGAAUGCCAAAGUAUAAGGAGGAAAUUAUGAAUUUACUUGUAGAUCCAUUACUAUUCUACUUGGGUCCAAAAUCUGAGUUAAGAGAAUUUGUGAGUUUGCAGUCACAUAAAUAAGUAUUGCUAAUAGCAAAAUUCAAGAGAUUUCAACUACUAGAUGAUAUGUUGAUUUCUUGGAUGUAUCUUCUCUAUUGCUUUACUGUUACAGUACUAAACUUGCAUGCAUAAAAAUAAGUUGUAAAAUUGAAAAGGCACAUCAAAUAUGCAAGUGGGUUUCACCUGUGGUUAUAUAUUUUUUGUUGCUGUAAUUCUUGCACAAAAAAGCAGCAUGAGUAGCAAUUUUAUAAGGUGUAGCUUACUUUCUAACACACCUCAGUUGCCAGAGAAAAAAGGAUUCCUAAAGGAUGACAAGCCACUUAAGGAAGUGCAAUGGAAAUGAUAACGGAAAAUACUUUUCUGAGAAGUGCGUAUAUGUUUCCAAGAUUUGGUGAAAAGUACAAAAAAAUUUGGAGAAGGUGUGCUAACACCUUCGACUACACCUUUUCUUUAAGCGUUUGCCCUUUGGCUAUGACAUGCACAUGAUACUCAGUUUAUGUACCACUGGUUUGUCUUCCAAGGCAAUAUUUUUGCUAUUACCUUGUGUGCAAGAUUUGGCAUUUAACUAUGGAAAUGUGGAAUUGUUCAAGGCAAUAAAAUGGAAAGUUGUUGUAUUUCCUUAAUUCACCUCAUCUUCUCUCACAGCAGUCAAAACUGACAACUUGACAUUUGCCCCAGCCAGUAAAUAAUUCUGCAGAAGCCCACAGUUGCUGCAGACUUCCAGUUGCCUCGGCAACCAUGGGUACCUCUGAAUGAUGGAUUUGCACAAACUGACCAAGUAGUAUUUUGUCUCUAGAAUGUCUUGCCGACGGUGUUUUUUGACUGAAUCAAGAGCAGAAUAAUUUAGUUAAAUGCUUCAGCUGUUCUAAUCUUAAGAGGCUUACAGCUCUUUUGAUGAUUUCCCCCCCCCCAUCCAACUAUUGAUUAGAUUGCACCAGAUAAAUGUCAUGUGUCUUUUGCCUAUUUAUUUAAUAGGUUGCCCCUAAUGAACCAAAUUCAGAGCUGAAAUGUAGCAAAUUUCAGUUUCAAAUAUGUUAACAUCACCUUGGGUUUUCAAGUUUUUUUUUAAUUAUUGCAUAUAUUU